GCAGCGCUCCCUUCCACCCCACCCCCCUCCCCUCUGCUGCGCUUCCGGCGUCCGAUGCCCGGCCGUCGUCGGGAAUCGAGACGCAGGGCCCACCCGGCAACCGCCGACCAACAAACCCGGAAGCCACCCCCUUCGCCUACAAAUAUCCACCGCGGCAAUGCCCAGGCCUCCAAUCGCGCACAGCACAAUCCAAGAGCCACGCUAGAGAGCGAGCAAGAAAGCCAGAGGAUCACGAGAGAGCGAGGGGAGAGAAGAGGCAGCAAGAAGCAAGGAAGGGUCAGGGAAGCGAAGGCGGCAUGGCGUCCGACGACCUCAGCCUCGGGAGGGCCUUCGCCGUCCUGCUCGGCGUCUCCUCCCCCGUGAUCAUCGUCGCGGGCUACAGGGCCUACCACACGGGCUGCCUCGCGAGGGGGUGGCGGCGGCUGCGCGUCUGGGCGCUCGGCGGCGUCACGACCCUGGAGGAGGCGCUAGGCUACACCUGCGCCAUGUGCGGCGGGAGCUUCGACGCCCGCGAGGAGGUCCGCACGCUCUCCUGCGACCAUGUGUUCCACCGCUGCAAGAGCGACAAGUGCAAGCACGUCAUCGACGACUGGCUCCGCGAGAACCGCGUCGCCUGCCCGGUCUGCCGCAAGGUCGCUCUCCCCGUGCUGCCGUGGAAGGCGCCGCCGACAUCGGCGCCGUCGGCGUCGGAUUUGGAGGAUCCACUAGUGCGGCAGGCGCCGUCACCACCAGGUUCUUGAAGGAUUCUUUCGUCGUUUUUGUUUCUGCAUUCUUGGAACUGAGCGAAGGGUAGUGCCUCUUGUCUGAUGGUCUGGAUCAGUUCUUGAAGGCUUCCUUAGUUGUUUGUCUUUUGCUUUCUUGGAGCUGAUUAAGCUUAGCUCGGGUUCCUAUUGUUCAGAGCUAUGAUCUCAGUUCCCCUCUGAUGAACUAAACACCUGUAUUUGGCCAAGAAACGGUGAUAUGUUCGUUCUUGGAUCAGUUCCAUUGUUCUGACAAAGGCUAAUAGCUUCUUGUUGAUUGAUUUGGUAGUCA
This is a messenger RNA of Panicum virgatum (switchgrass), 1032 nucleotides long. RefSeq names its product E3 ubiquitin-protein ligase RNF13-like. Gene Ontology annotation, biological process: protein ubiquitination. NCBI's taxonomy places the organism in Eukaryota, Viridiplantae, Streptophyta, Magnoliopsida, Poales, Poaceae. Bases 297 to 740 code for a protein of 147 amino acids. The transcript has a single exon. The record is from RefSeq and is a predicted model, not a curated record. Gene Ontology annotation, molecular function: ubiquitin protein ligase activity.